GAGCCAUAAUGUUGACACAGUGAUCCUGUCUUCCAGGUUGUCACCUUCCUGUCUUCCAGGUUGUCACCUUCCUGUCUGAGAGCUGCGUAGCUGUUGAGAAGAGCUCCGUGGAACAGGGUACAGGGAAAGGAACCACUUGGUGCAUCAUGAUGGAGUGCUGAAAACCAGAGUAUUCCCCAACCCGGUCCUCCACACCACCCCCAGAGCGAGAGAAAGGGUUGAAACCAUAGCAACAGUCGUGUCCUACCUUGCCAUGAAUGAGGAGACCAGGACUUGUGACUGACCGAGGAAGCUGACAACAACACAACCUCAGACGAAAGAACAAUGAUGCAUAUCCAGGGUCGGACUGACUGGUAGACUGGUAACCAUUGCCAUGGAGUUUUGCAACGGCAGCCUGCUGGCUAGGUGUGCCCCCCUGAUGGAGCCGGAUGAGGAGGAAGGGGUGGUGAUUUCACCACCGCCGUCGCCGCCAGGGGUUGGGGCUACUAGUCCCUUCAUGCCUGUCACCCUGCGUGUGAUGCUGGCCGCCAUCAUGAUCUUCAUGAUAACCAUUGGUUUCCUGGGAAACGCUAUCGUUUGUCUGAUCGUCUACCAGAAGCCCGCCAUGCGUUCCGCCAUCAACCUGCUCCUCGCCACACUGGCGUUCUCUGACAUCAUGCUCUCGCUGCUCUGCAUGCCCUUCACUGCCGUUACCAUGGUUACGGCCGACUGGCACUUCGGGGGAGGGUUCUGCCGUGCUUCCGUUAUGCUCUACUGGCUCUUCGUCCUGGAAGGUGUGUACAUCCUCCUCAUCAUCAGUGUAGACCGCUUCCUAAUCAUCGUUCAGAGGCAGGAUAAGCUGACACCGCACCGCGCCAAGCUGCUCAUUGUCGCUUCCUGGGCGCUGUCCCUCUGCGUGGCGCUCCCGUCUGUGAUCGGCUGGCGGGCGGGCACGGCGGGUGUGACGGGCAUUGGGGAGGCCUGGGCGCCACAGUGCGUGCUGGGCUACAGUGAGUCGCUGUCCGACCGCAGCUACACGGUGCUGCUGGUGGUGGCUGUGUUCUUUGUGCCGUUCGGCAUCAUGCUCUACUCCUACCUGUGCAUCCUCAACACGGUGCGCCGCAACGCCCUACGCAUCCACAACCACACCUACGACCAGGCCAGCCUUCCGGCCCUCAACCAGGUCAGCAAGUUGGGUCUUACCGGCCUGCAACGGCCCCCCCAGGUCAAUGUGGACAUGAGCUUCAAGACCCGUGCCUUCACCACCAUCCUCAUCCUCUAUAUCGGCUUCUCUGUGUGCUGGCUACCCCACACCGUUGUCAGUCUGCUGGCCGUGUUCAGCCAAAGGUUCUACUUCAGCCCGGCUUUUUACCCGGUCAGUGUGGGGGCACUUUGGCUCAGCUACCUGAAGACAGUGUUUAACCCCGUCAUCUACUGCUGGAGGAUCAGGAAGUUCCGGGAGGCGUGUCUGGAAUUUAUGCCCAAGAGCUGCAGGCUGUGUCCCAGGUUGCCGGGCCGGAGCCGCAGGAGGGUGAGGCCCAGUAACAUCUACGUGUGCAGCGAGAUCCAGUCGGCUGUGUGAGGAAUUAACACUCCCUCUGAGAACACUUUCUGGUAACAGUGUAAAGCAGUGUUCACCAACCCUGGUCUUGAAGAGCAAAAGGGUGCUCCACUGGUGUGAAGGACCUACUAUACCUGCUCUAUGAUUUGUUAAGACAUCAACAUGUCAGCAGCAUAGACAGUUUGCUGCUGAAACAUUCCAGUCUUCUGAUUUUUUGGGGGCGUCUGAGUAAGAGCAAUCAGCAGAGUACAUUCUUGUGUUUUGUCUAAAGUGCUGUGGACACUGGACAGCCGUGAACAGAAGAACCCUCUCUCUUUUUUUGACUGUCUUUUUUUAUCCCUUCUCCGAAAAAGUUUUCUAUUGAACCAUUUCCCAGGUUUUUAAUUGGCUGAGUACUGUUGGUGAUCGUUUACCCAGAAGGCUCUUUUAUACGUCUGAUACUGAAAGUAAAUGAAAAGCAUAAAACUUGCAAUGAAAUGUUGAUCAAUAUAAAAAUGGUUGUUUCAGUGAAUUAAUAAUUGAUUUAAUGAGUUAACUAACAAACCAAUGAACACGUGUGUUGACAUCAACUAUGCAGAUGAAGCAUAUAGACUGAGUAUAAAUGAAAGAUAACAAAUCAUGGAAACACAGUUAUAACUGUUGUAUGUUGUGUACAUACACUGUGAUAGCAUUGUACCUUCCUAAUACUGGAACAAAAAUAUUGUAUGUUGGGCAUGCUGGUUGACAAAGGUUGAACCUGUUGUCGAACACAGACCACGUUAAGCAGUCCCCUGCCUCUACAAUGUCAAUGGUUGUGUUGCUGGGAUACUAAAGACCUCUACU
Oncorhynchus kisutch (coho salmon) is the source of this 2362-nucleotide messenger RNA. Its product is annotated as high-affinity lysophosphatidic acid receptor-like. The record is from RefSeq and is a predicted model, not a curated record. Gene Ontology annotation, cellular component: membrane. Gene Ontology annotation, biological process: G protein-coupled receptor signaling pathway. The coding region runs from base 374 to 1561 and encodes 395 amino acids. Lineage: Eukaryota; Metazoa; Chordata; Actinopteri; Salmoniformes; Salmonidae. Gene Ontology annotation, molecular function: G protein-coupled receptor activity. The transcript has 2 exons.